Molecule: messenger RNA, 6321 nt
Organism: Pan troglodytes (chimpanzee)
Lineage: Eukaryota; Metazoa; Chordata; Mammalia; Primates; Hominidae
Product: glycerol kinase 3-like
Exons: 1
Coding region: 2281-3960 (559 amino acids)
Biological process (GO): glycerol metabolic process; phosphorylation; glycerol-3-phosphate biosynthetic process
Cellular component (GO): mitochondrion
Molecular function (GO): glycerol kinase activity
Source: RefSeq, a predicted model, not a curated record
AGAAAUAAGGGGACCCAGGGAACCAGCGUUCAGCAUAUGGACGAUCCCGCCAGCCUCUGAGUUCCCUUAGUAUUUAUUGAUCAUUCGUGGGUGUUUCUCCGAGAGGGGGAUGUGUCAGGGUCACAAGACAAUAGUGGGGAGAGGGUCAGCAGACAAACACAUGAACAAAGGUCUUUGCAUCAUAGACAAGGUAAAGAAUCAAGUGCUGUGCUUUUAGAUAUGCAUACACAUAAACAUCUCAAUGCUUUACAAAGCAGUAUUGCUGCCCGCAUGUCCCACCUCCAGCCCUAAGGCGGUUUUUCCCUAUCUCAGUAGAUGGAACAUACAAUCCGGUUUUAUACCGAGACAUUCCAUUGCCCAGUGACGGGCAGGAGACAGAUGCCUUCCUCUUGUCUCAACUGCAAGAGGCAUGCCUUCCUCUUAUACUAAUCCUCCUCAGCACAGACCCUUUACAGGUGUGGGGCUGGGGGACGGUCAGGUCUUUCCCUUCCCACGAGGCCAUAUUUCAGACUAUCACAUGGGGAGAAACCUUGGACAAUACCUGGUUUUCCUAGGCAGAGGUCCCUGCGGCCUUCCACAGUGUUUGUGUCCCUGGGUACUUGAGAUUAGGGAGUGGUGAUGACUCUUGAGGAGCAUGCUGCCUUCAAGCAUCUGUUUAACAAAGCACAUCUUGCACCGCCCUUAAUCCAUUUAACCCUGAGUUUGACACAGCACAUGUUUCAGAGAGCACGGGGUUGGGGGUAAGGUCAUAGAUUAACGGAAUCUCAAGGCAGAAGAAUUUUUCUUAGUACAGAACAAAAUGGAGUCUCCUAUGUCUACUUCUUUCUACACAGACACAGUAACAAUCUGAUCUCUCUUGCUUUUCCCCACAUCUUAGAUCCACAAGCAGCUCAUCCCUAACAGACAAAGUGUUUUUUGGGAAAACAGAAAUAUCUCUGGUCUUCAUUUUCCUAAUUAAUAAAAUGAAAGUGUUAGACUAGAUAACUGCUAAGAUUUCCUAUAACAUUAAUACUCUGUGAUUCUUUGACUUUCAACACUAUUAAUCUUUAGGAGAAAAAAACCAUGUAUGUCUCCAGCAGUUCUAUUAACAUAAGGCAGUUUUAAUGAAACCUGAAAACAGUUAACUCAUGUAAGCUAGAAAAAAUUCCUGUCAACAAGGCACAGCAGAGACUGCAUGUAGUUUACUAAGGAAUAAAGAAGACCAUAAUGAAUGCAUGAAUAUACAAAUAAUUAACUCUUUUAAGAAGCAUCAUUUGAGUUGGCAUAACUUCAGCUAAAAAGUGCUGUGUAUCAAGUGCUUUCACAGUUCUCCAAAGGAAGAAUCUUCUGUAUAAGUAAAUUAACAUUACAAUAGACCAUUGAAUAAUCAGCAUCUAUUCUUUGGCAUGCAUAUCCCAUGGCUAAGGCUAGUAAUACUAUUAUUAAAACCACUCACUCAACACAAAUUUCUUUCAAGAGGGCGGCAUUCAAAUCGAGUUUAUUCUAACCGAUGUUUAUUCCAAGCAGUGAUUCCUAGCCUAAAUUAUAGAAAGGUGGGCAAAUGAUUGAAGUAAAUUUUCUGUAGAAGAAACUGUUAUAAAAACUGGUUUUACAGAGAAUAACGCAUAUUCCAAAUAUACUUAAUUAGGGUGUGAGUUUAUUGUUACUGGACUAUAAAGUUAGAUUAUAAGCAAGGGUUAAAUUGUAUUGAGCCUGUUAUCUAUCACCCACAAUGGUGUGGGCAAUGCCAGGCACAUAAAGAGAAUAGCUUUGAAAUGACUGACUACUGGGUCUAGGCUGAAUGGCCAAGAGUUGGCUGGAAGAACAAGGGCCAAAGAGCACAGAUUUAUGAAGAAAUACAAGAGAAUGAGAAGGCACACAUCUAGUCCGAACCAAGGUGGGGACCCCAGAGUUCUAAAUACCAGAAAGGUCCAACAGACCCUGGAACUGCAGUCUAAGGUGAUGAAUGGGUUUGUGGGGGGAAGAUGAUAGUCACAAGGAGCUAUGAAGGAGUCUCACGUGAGCCAACAGUAUAGAUUCUGAAGGCGUUUAUGGCAGGAGAAACAAAAUACACAGGGAAAGAUAAUCUCAGUGUUAAAGACAGAUGUAUGCCUGGAGGCCAAGGGAGAAAAUGAGCUGCAGAGAGAAUGCAGUAGCCUGCUAGCCAGCCAGUAAAGAAGUGAGGCUGGUUCAGCGGACUCGCGCGGCCUCGCUCUUUGGACUCGUCACCCGCCCCUCCCCCUCCCGCCGCCGUCACCCAGGAAACCGGCCGCAAACGCGGGCGGACCUGAAGCUGGUUUCAUGGCAGCCUCAAAAAAGGCAGUUUUGGGGCCAUUGGUGGGGGCAGUGGACCAGGGCACCAGUUCCACGCGCUUUUUGGUUUUCAAUUCAAGAACAGCUGAACUACUUAGUCAUCAUCAAGUGGAAAUAAAACAAGAGUUCCCAAGAGAAGGAUGGGUGGAACAGGACCCUAAGGAAAUUCUACAUUGUGUGUAUGAGUGUAUAGCGAAAACAUGUGAGAAACUUGGACAGCUCAAUAUUGGUAUUUCCAACAUAAAAGCUAUUGGUGUCAGCAACCAGAGGGAAACCACUGUAGUCUGGGACAAGAUAACUGGAGAGCCUCUCUACAAUGCUGUGGUGUGGCUUGAACUAAAAACACAGUCUACCGUUGAGAGUCUUAGUAAAAGAAUUCCAGGAAAUAAUAACUUUGUCAAGUCCAAGACAGGCCUUCCACUUAGCACUUACUUCAGUGCAGUGAAACUUCACUGGCUCCUUGACAAUGUGAGAAAAGUUCAAAAGGCCGUUGAAGAAAAACGAGCUCUUUUUGGGACUAUUGAUUCAUGGCUUAUUUGGAGUUUGACAGGAGGCGUCAAUGGAGGUGUCCACUGUACAGAUGUAACAAAUGCAAGUAGGACUAUGCUUUUCAACAUUCAUUCUUUGGAAUGGGAUAAACAACUCUGUGAAUUUUUUGGAAUUCCAAUGGAAAUUCUUCCACAUGUUCGGAGUUCUUCUGAGAUCUAUGGCCUAAUGGAAGCUGGGGCCUUGGAAGGUGUGCCAAUAUCUGGGUGUUCAGGAGACCAGUCUGCUGCACUGGUGGGACAAAUGUGUUUCCAGAUUGGACAAGCCAAAAAUACAUAUGGAACAGGAUGUUUCUUACUAUGUAAUACAUGCCAUAAGUGUGUAUUUUCUGAUCAUGGCCUUCUCACCACAGUGGCUUACAAACUUGGCAGAGACAAACCGGUAUAUUAUGCUUUGGAAGGUUCUGUAGCUAUAGCUGGUGCUGUUAUUCGCUGGCUAAGAGACAAUCUUGGAAUUAUAAAGACCUCAGAAGAAAUGGAGAAACUUGCUAAAGAAGUAGGUACUUCUUAUGGCAGCUACUUCGUCCCAGCAUUUUUGGGGUUAUAUGCACCUUAUUGGGAGCCCAGCGCAAGAGGGAUAAUCUGUGGACUCACUCAGUUCACCAAUAAAUGCCAUAUUGCUUUUGCUGCAUUAGAAGCUGUUUGUUUCCAUAUUCGAGAGAUUUUGGAUGCCAUGAAUCGAGACUGUGGAAUUCCACUCAGUCAUUUGCAGGUUGAUGGAGGAAUGACCAGCAACAAAAUUCUUAUGCAGCUACAAGCAGACAUUCUGUAUAUUCCAGUAGUGAAGCCCUUGAUGCCCGAAACCACUGCAUUGGGUGGUUUCUUUCCCGAAACCACUGCCAUGGUGGCAGGGGCUGCAGAAGGAGUCGAUGUAUGGAGUCUUGAACCUGAGGAUUUGUCCGCCGUCACGAUGGAGCGGUUUGAACCUCAGAUUAAUGCUGAGGAAAGUGAAAUUUGUUAUUCUACAUGGAAGAAAGCUGUGAUGAAGUCAAUGGGUUGGGUUACAACUCAAUCUCCAGAAAGUGGUGACCCUAGUGUCUUCUGUAGUCUGCCCUUGGGCUUUUUUAUAGUGAGUAGCAUGGCAAUGUUAAUCAGAGCAAGGUACAUCUCAGGUAUUCCAUAAAACCUACCAACUCAUGGAUUCCCAAGAUGCGAACUUUUUACAUAAUGAAAGAACAACCCAGCAAUUGUCUCUUAAUGCGAUGACACUAUUCAUAGACUUUGAUUUUAUUUAUAAGCCACUUGCUGCGUGACCCUCCAAGUAGACCUGUGGCUUAAAAUAAAGAAAAUGCAGCAAAAAGAAUGCUAUAGAAAUAUUUGGGGUGUGUGUGUGUGUGUGUGUGUGUGUGUGUGUGUGUGUGUGUUUAACAUCCACAGUUAAGGUUGGGCCAGCUACCUUUGGGGCUGACCCCCUCCUUUGCCGUAACAUCCUGCUCCAUUCCCUCUAAGAUGUACGAAGAAUUCAGAUCCUCACCAUUGGAAUCUUCCAUCAAACAAACUCAAACACUACUGGAAUAGGACUUGAGUCUCUGCAUGACAUAUACUUGAUUAAAAGGUUAUUACUAAACUGUUAAAAAUGAGCAGCUCUUCGCUUUUAACAGACACCCCAAAAGUCUUCUUUUCUACAUAGUAGAAGAUGGAAACACCUUCACUGAAUGUUUGAAUAGAAACAUCUACUAAAUUAUUAAAAUAGACAUUUAAUGUUCUCAUAGCUUAGAUAUUUUUCUGAAAAGUAUUUGCCAAAACUGAAAUCCUUCCAAUAUUUUCCAGGGUCCCACUAAUUAUAAUGACUUUCUGUCUGGAUCUUAUAGGAAAGGAUACUUUCUUUUUUCUUCCAUCUUUCCUUUUUAUAUUUUUUACUUUGUAUGUAUAACAUAUAUGCCUAUAUAUUUUAUACACUGAGGGUAGCCCAUUUAUAAAUUAAGAGCACAUUAUAUUCAGAAGGUUCUAACAGGGCUGGUCUUAAGUGAACCACUAUGUAUAUAAAUAUGUUGGAAAACAGCUGUAUACAUUUUUGGGCAAUGGUUAUGCAUAAUAUUUACCAGGAGAAUUUUUUUCUUAAAUAGCCAACAUUUAAAAUUUAUGUUUUAUGUCCAUAAAAGAAAAUAUACUUUAUUGUGACUUCAACUAUAUUUCUUAUCCCUUACAUUUUUAUUUAAUUGUCUUAGCCUAAAAAAAAGAAGAAACUGUGGAAUACUACAGUAAAUACUGUUUUCAAACACAAGCAAUAAUUCAAAUAGUUUUCUUUUGAAUUAAUUUUAGACAUAUUUUGGAUCCUAUUGAGGGGAUAAGAGGAUGUCAAAAAAGUUAAAUACCUAAGUAGAAAAAAAUAUAGAAAUAAAGCCAAGAAUCUCUUUCAGUUCAAAUAUUAUCAAUUGUUAAUAAGAAAUUGCUAUCUGGGAUGACAAAAUUAUCUCUGCUUAGUAUCUUAUUAUAACUGAAAAAAGGUUUAUCAUUACAAAUGCCUUCCAGCGAAACCAAGAAUUUCUCAAAAUAUUUAAUGUCACAUAUUAUAAGAAGUUACCUAAUCUAGCUUCUUAACGUCAAUUUUAAAAAAUAUCUUAAAAUUACUUUGUUUUGUAGUAAACAGUGAAAAAAAAAAGUGAGGCUGAUGGCAGUGAGAGCAAUGGUCUGGAAGCGGUACCCUUCUACCUAGGUUCCCAGUGAGCUGUGGCGAGUGAUCCCUUCGAGAAGUCUGCUCACGACAUACAGGUUUGGGGGAAACACAAAGUUUCGUUUACGACAAAGACAGAGGAGACACACAUGAAAAUACUUGCGCAUAUAAAAAAGUUUGAUCAUUUUAUAGGCCUAGUGGAAAGGACAGAAGCUGGACAGUGAGGGUGCCUGAACAGGCCUGGGCAAAGUAGUUACUACCACCAGGGCCUGGGAUAUAUAAACUAAUAACAGAGUUAAGAGCCAAAGAAUGGAAAAUAAAAUGAAAGCACAUCGGUAACUGGAGGACUUCUUUUUUGUUGUUGUUGUUGUUGAGAUGGAGUCUCUCUGUCGCCCAGGCUAGAGUGCAGUGGUGCGAUCUCAGCUCAUUGCAACCUCCACCUCCUGAGUUAAAGUUAUUUUCCUGCCUCAGCCUCCCAAAUAGCUGGGACUACAGGCACAUGCCACCAUGCCUGGCUCUUUUUUUUUUUGUAUUUUUAGUAGAGACCAGGUUUCACCAUGUUGGCCAGGCUGGUCUCGAACUCUGGGCCUCAAGCAAUCUGCCCAUCUCAGCCUCCCAAAGUGCUGGGAUUGCAGGUGUGGGCCACCAUGCCCAGCUCUGAAGGAAUUCUCCACAGGUAGUCCUGUUACUGAGGAAUGCUGAGUGCUUACCAAGCCCAGAAUUUCAGCUACAGCUCUAGCUUGAAAAUGAUAGUCAGGCUGGGUGUGGUAGCUCAUGCCUGUAAUCCCGACUCUGGGAAGCCAAGGCAGGAGGACUGCUUAAGGCCAGGAGUUCGAGCACAGCCUGGGCAACACAGCAAGAGCCCGUCUC